GGCAAUUGGCGAGGUGGAGAUUGACGAACGAGAUCGGAAGGAUUACUUCUCGCCGUCGACGGGGCUUUUUGCGGAUUACUGUGCUAGUAUCAUUACGCGGUAUGGGCUGGAUACACCUGGUAUGAUUCUCCAACAUGAGAUUGACGAUAUCCGGUAUGAUUUCCAUGAGGAGAUGUCGCCUGGCGAGAAGAUUUUUACUGUGACUGCCAGCGACGGGACGAGGUUCUACACUCGGGCUGUGGUGUUGGCUAUCGGGCCGGGCAAGACGAAGGUCUACCCGUUUGAACUGUCUGCGGAGGAGCAGAUGGGUGCUUGUCAUAGCAGCGAGAUCCGGACAUUUCCUAGUCCCAAUGUGAAGAGGAAAAUACAGCAGAGACAGGAGACGAAUGUCGUCGUCGUCGGGGGAGGGCUGUCGUCUGCACAGAUUGUCGACAUGGCUGUUCGAAAGGGUGUCACCAAGGUGUGGUUUCUCAUGAGGUCAGAUUUCAAGGUGAAACACUUUGACAUCAGUCUGCCUUGGAUGGGCAAGUUCCGGAACUUCGAGAAAGCAGCAUUCUGGGGCGCAGACACCGACGAAGAACGUCUCGAGAUGAUCAAAAUAGCCCGCAACGGCGGCAGCAUCACGCCCCGCUACCAGAAAAUCGUAAAGCACCACGCAGCCCGCAACCGAGUAUCCAUCCACACGCGCACCGUCAUUUGCAGCAAGGAGUACUGCCCCUCGUCUCAGACAUGGCGUCUCACCACAGACCCUCCCAUUCCGGACCUACCCCCAAUCGACUACAUCUACUGCGCGACAGGCAUGAAGUGUGAUGUCCAGGAGCUCCCGCUCUUGAAGCAAAUACACCGCGACUACCCUAUCGAGACUAAGCAAGGUCUUCCGUGUAUCACGGAUGAUCUCAUGUGGCGCGCUGAUGUGCCUCUGUUCGUGACAGGCAGGCUGGCUUCGCUGCGUCUCGGCCCCGGGGCGCCGAACCUUGAAGGUGCACGGCUGGGGGCUGAAAGGGUUGCGUGGGCUAUGGAGGAGGUGCUGGGUAGGAAGGAGGCGGAGGAUGAUGAGCGUGUCAGUCUAAUCAUGCUGACACCAAACGGAAGCCGUGAGGACGGCCUCCUAAGUCCUCAGGCUAAUAUGCAAGACAGACAGCGACAGUCUCUUUCUUCUCAGUCAUCAGAACAGCCAUCUUUGUCGCUGGAGAUUCCAUCAACAUCAUAUUCAAAUCGGUUGAUGGUCCAAAAUGAUCACCCUCGAACGCCGAGUUCGAUUGACGGGGACACACUACGUCCACGAUCAGAAUCAUUCGCUUCAAACGCAGACACUAUCGCACGGUCCCGGGCAAACUCGGACAUCACCAUAUCGAAAGAAGCCUACGAUGAUGUACCACUGUCCGAGGCCCUGACUCCGGAUCCGCGAAAUGAGCAGGACUUUCGAGUCGAGCACAACAAGUUUGCCUUCUCACCGGGUCAGCUCAACAAGAUGCUCAAUCCCAAGUCGCUUGCUGCGUUUCAGGCGCUCGGGGGACUGCGCGGGCUGGAAAGAGGUCUGCGGACGGAUUUGACGUCUGGGUUAUCGGAGGACGAGACCCUCUUGGACGGCACGGUCGAGUUUCAGGAAGCCACUUCUAGCGACCAGAAAUUCUCGAAGCGAAAUCCACACGAUGCGCCGACGGCAGCAACAGCAGCAGCAGCGUCAAGCGGCGAGUCAAGAUUCCAGGAUCGUAUUCGCGUCUUCAGCCAGAACAGGUUACCUGCGCGGAAAUCGACGGGUUUACUGAAGCUUCUGUGGCUCGCUUACAAUGACAAGAUUAUCAUUCUGCUUACAAUAGCCGCUAUUGUCUCGCUGUCCUUGGGUAUCUACGAAACAGUCGAUGCUGGGCAUGGGGUGGACUGGAUCGAAGGUGUUGCCAUCUGCGUGGCUAUCCUGAUCGUAACUGUUGUGACUGCCGCGAAUGACUGGCAAAAGGAGAGACAGUUUGCCAAGUUGAACAAGAGGAAUAGCGAUCGGGAAGUCAAGGCUGUUCGCUCCGGCAAAGUAGCUAUGAUCUCGAUCUUCGAUAUCACGGUCGGUGAUGUGCUCCACGUGGAACCCGGCGACUCUGUUCCUGCAGAUGGUAUUCUCAUCUCUGGACACGGAAUAAAAUGCGACGAGUCCUCCGCCACUGGAGAAUCGGACCAAAUGAAGAAGACCAAUGGACACGACGUCUGGCAGCGCAUUGUCAACGGAACCGCCACGAAGAAACUCGACCCUUUCAUGAUCUCGGGUAGUAAAGUUCUUGAAGGAGUCGGGACUUACCUUGUGACCAGUGUUGGACCAUAUUCUUCUUAUGGCCGUAUCUUGCUCUCACUGCAAGAGUCGAACGAUCCUACUCCUCUUCAGGUGAAGCUGGGAAGACUUGCCAACUGGAUCGGAUGGCUUGGCUCUAGCGCUGCGAUCAUCUUGUUCUUCGCCUUGUUCUUCAGAUUCGUUGCCGACCUGCCGGAUAACCCUGCCAGUCCUGCGGUCAAAGGCAAGGAGUUUGUCGAUAUUCUUAUCGUUGCGGUCACGGUCAUCGUUGUGGCGAUUCCCGAGGGCCUUCCCCUGGCUGUAACGCUAGCUCUUGCGUUUGCCACAACACGAAUGGUCAAGGAAAACAAUCUCGUCCGUGUCCUUCGUGCCUGCGAGACCAUGGGCAAUGCCACUGUUAUCUGCUCCGACAAGACCGGGACUCUGACACAAAACAAGAUGACUGUCGUCGCUGGGACCUUUGGAACCGAAAAGAGCUUCAGUCAGGACAGAACGGAGAAUGUUGACCCGUCGGACGACUCGACGACCGUGGCCGGGAUCUUCAAGCAAUGCUCAACUGCAGUACGCGACCUGAUCAUCAAGAGCGUUGCUUUGAAUUCCACCGCGUUUGAGGAAAAUAAGGAAGGGUCCAGAGAUUUUAUCGGAAGUAAGACCGAAGUGGCAUUGCUGCAAAUGGCCAGAGACUAUCUCGGCAUGGAUGUGACUACUGAACGUGCCUCUGCGGAAAUUGUUCAGCUGAUCCCCUUUGACUCCUCCCGCAAAUGUAUGGGUGUUGUCUACCGUGAGCCAGCGGCAGGCUAUCGUCUUCUGGUCAAAGGUGCCGCCGAGAUCAUGGUUGGCGCAUGCUCCUCGAGGGUCUCCGAUCUCAGUGCGUCUUCGGAUGGUGUCACGAUCGACUCAUUCACCGAGAAGGGCCGCAUGAAGAUGCUUAAUACGAUCGAGUCUUAUGCAGUGAACUCCCUACGCACCAUCGGUCUGGUGUACCGGGACUUCCCAAGCUGGCCUCCAAAGGAUGCUCAACGCUUGGAAGACGACUCAUCUGCAGCAAAGUUCGAAGAUGUCUUCCGCGAUAUGGCUUGGCUUGGUGUCGUGGGUAUCCAGGACCCCCUCAGACCCGAGGUCCCCGCUGCGAUUCAAAAAUGCCAUACUGCAGGUGUACAGGUGAAGAUGGUCACUGGUGACAACAUCGCAACGGCCACCGCCAUCGCCACAUCCUGCGGAAUCAAGACAGAGGAUGGCAUUGUCAUGGAGGGUCCCAAAUUCCGUCAGCUGUCAGACCACGAGAUGGACGAGGUCAUUCCCCGCCUGCAAGUUCUGGCCCGUUCCUCGCCCGAAGACAAACGGAUCUUGGUGGCACGGCUCAAGAAGCUGGGCGAAACCGUCGCUGUCACCGGCGACGGCACUAAUGACGGGCCAGCUCUGAAGACAGCUGAUGUCGGUUUUUCAAUGGGCAUUGCAGGCACGGAGGUUGCUAAGGAGGCCAGCUCCAUUAUCCUCCUCGAUGACAACUUCAAGUCUAUCGUUACGGCAAUCGCCUGGGGCAGAGCCGUCAAUGACGCAGUGUCAAAGUUCCUCCAAUUCCAGAUCACAGUCAACAUUACUGCUGUCGUCCUGACCUUUGUCUCGUCCCUCUACAGCAGUGACAAUACGAGUGUCCUGAGUGCGGUUCAGCUGCUCUGGGUCAAUCUGAUCAUGGACACCUUUGCCGCCCUUGCACUUGCAACUGACGCCCCGACAGAAAAGAUUCUCGACCGCAAGCCCGUCCCCAAGAGUGCGUCGCUUUUCACUGUGAUCAUGUGGAAGAUGAUCAUCGGGCAGGCCAUCUACCAGCUUGCCGUCACCUUUAUGCUCUACUUCGCUGGCGAGAAGAUUCUGGGGAGCCGUCUCGGCACCGACAAUCCUCAGUUAAAGCUCGACACUAUCGUUUUCAACACUUUUGUCUGGAUGCAGAUUUUCAAUGAAUUCAACAACCGAAGACUUGACAACAAGCUGAAUAUCUUCGAAGGCAUGUUCCGGAACUACUGGUUUCUCGGCAUCAACUGCAUCAUGGUCGCCGGUCAAGUAAUGAUCAUCUACGUCGGAGGUGCAGCCUUUGGUGUGACUCGCCUGGAUGGUCUUCAAUGGGGUGUCUGCAUCAUCUGUGCUGUUGCUUGUCUGCCAUGGGCAGUGGUCUUGCGAUUGAUACCCGACCGGCCGGUCGAGAUAGCCAUCAACUUCGUCGUCCGAGUUGUGGGCACCGUCUUCCGGCCGAUUAGCAAAGCCUUCAGCGUCAUUUCGAGGAUAUUUUCGUCUAUGAUGCGACCUGUUAAGCGCUUCAGCCGUCGUGUUCUACGUCGGAACGCAGAAGAGGACAACUCCAGGCCGGACGAGGAGGAAGCGCCCUUGACGGACUUGGAGCAGCAGCAUACGUCCAAGGCACCUGCAACACCGGUAGUUGUGCCUCCCAUUACGAUUACGAGCUCUUCAUGA
This is a messenger RNA of Aspergillus thermomutatus, 4747 nucleotides long. It is a transcript of the gene pmcB, whose product is annotated as putative calcium-translocating P-type ATPase(PMCA-type). Gene Ontology annotation, molecular function: ATP binding; P-type calcium transporter activity; ATP hydrolysis activity. The record is from RefSeq and is a predicted model, not a curated record. Gene Ontology annotation, cellular component: membrane; intracellular membrane-bounded organelle. The transcript has 8 exons. Gene Ontology annotation, biological process: intracellular calcium ion homeostasis; calcium ion transmembrane transport. NCBI's taxonomy places the organism in Eukaryota, Fungi, Ascomycota, Eurotiomycetes, Eurotiales, Aspergillaceae. The annotation marks the transcript as partial.